Messenger RNA from Lasiosphaeria miniovina, 1332 nucleotides. RefSeq names its product 6-phosphofructo-2-kinase-domain-containing protein. The transcript has 4 exons. Bases 1 to 1332 code for a protein of 443 amino acids. Gene Ontology annotation, molecular function: 6-phosphofructo-2-kinase activity; fructose-2,6-bisphosphate 2-phosphatase activity; ATP binding. Gene Ontology annotation, biological process: fructose 2,6-bisphosphate metabolic process; fructose metabolic process. Lineage: Eukaryota; Fungi; Ascomycota; Sordariomycetes; Sordariales; Lasiosphaeriaceae. The record is from RefSeq and is a predicted model, not a curated record. Gene Ontology annotation, cellular component: cytosol.
AUGGCUCCCAAGAUGAACGGAAUCGGCGUCCAGGUGGAGAACACUCGCAUCUGCGUCGUCAUGGUUGGCCUCCCUGCUCGGGGGAAGAGCUACAUUGCCCAGAAGGCGCAGCGCUACCUGAAGUGGCUCUCGAUCCCCGCGGCCACGUUCAACGUCGGCAACUAUCGACGCAACGACUCCCCCCACCCGUCGGCCGACUUCUUCGAUACCAAAAAUGCCGAGGGCGAGCGCAAGCGACGGGCCGCCGCCGAGGCUGCCGUAAAAGACAUGCUCAAGUGGUUCGACGGCGGCGGCGUGGUCGGCAUCCUGGAUGCCACCAACAGCACCAAGGAGCGCCGCAAGUGGGUGCUGGACUGGCUGACCAAGGAGGGCGUCGAGGUCAUCUUCGUUGAGUCUAAGUGCGACGACGAAGAGUUGAUCAUGGCCAACAUCCGGGACGUCAAGACCACGAGCCCCGACUACAAGGGCCAAGACCCGGAGGAGGCGGCUCAGGACUUCCGCAACCGCAUCCGCAACUACGAGAAGGUCUACAAGACCAUCAACGCCGACGGCGACGAGAACGACCUGACGUACCUCAAGAUCAUGAACGUCGGGAAGCAGGUCAUCAUCAACCGCAUCCGCGACUACCUGCAGAGCCGCGUUGUCUACUACCUGAUGAACCUGCACAUCCGGCCGCGGUCUGUGUGGCUGUCUCGCCACGGCGAGUCGUUGCUCAAUCUCGAAGGCCGCAUCGGCGGGGAUGCGGGACUGUCAUAUCGCGGCGACGAAUACGCGCGCAAGCUUCCCGAGCUUGUACUCGAGUCUGUCGGCAGCGACCGGCCCUUGACUGUCUGGACAUCAACGCUCAAGCGCACAAUCGCCACGGCGCGGCACCUCCCCAAGCACUACAACCAACUGCAGUGGAAGGCGCUGGACGAGCUCGACGCGGGCGUGUGCGACGGCAUGACGUACCAGGAGAUCAGCGACAUGUACCCCGAGGACUUCCAGGCGCGCGACGAGGACAAGUACAACUACCGGUACCGCGGCGGCGAGAGCUACCGCGACGUGGUCAUCCGGCUCGAGCCCAUCAUCAUGGAGCUGGAGCGCAGCGAGGACAUUCUCAUCAUCUCGCACCAGGCCGUCAUCCGCUGCAUCUACGCCUACUUCAUGCAGAAGACGCAGGAGGAGAGCCCCUGGGUGCCGGUGCCGCUGCACACGCUGAUGAAGCUGACGCCGCGCGCCUACGGCACCGAGGUGCAGACGUACAAGGCUAACAUCAAAGCCGUUAGCACCUGGCGCGGCAAGGGCAGCACCGCCAAGCACGAGGACCCCAGGCCCGACGGCGGCGUCUGA